Molecule: messenger RNA, 1752 nt
Organism: Chenopodium quinoa (quinoa)
Lineage: Eukaryota; Viridiplantae; Streptophyta; Magnoliopsida; Caryophyllales; Amaranthaceae
Product: 3-dehydroquinate synthase, chloroplastic-like
Exons: 8
Coding region: 157-1503 (448 amino acids)
Biological process (GO): aromatic amino acid biosynthetic process
Cellular component (GO): cytoplasm
Molecular function (GO): 3-dehydroquinate synthase activity
Source: RefSeq, a predicted model, not a curated record
CGUUCUCACAGCCACCACAAAUCCAAAAAAAGUGCGGGCUCUUUCCACCAACCCCCUCUCUUCAACUACUACAUCUACUUCCUCCCACCAUUAGGAGAGAGAAACUUUCUUCACUCUCCCUCCAUUUCUCUCUCUUUCUUCCAACCUCCCACUUUCAUGGCGGCCUCGGCUCACCCUUCUUCUCUCUGCUUCUCCCUCAACCCCACCUCAUCAAAAACCUCGAUUUCAAAGUCAACCAACAUCUUUGUUGGUGGGUCUUCCGUCAAAUUGUAUUCGGAUAAUUUGGGCUCUAAUCGAAUUGCAGUGAGUGUUGGACGGGUUAGAUCGGCGAUUCAUGCGAGUUCGACUCAGUUAACCCCUGCUGAGUCACCCAGUAGUAGUAAGAUGACGAGCUCUUCUAGGGUUCCUAACAUCGUCGAUGUUAAUUUGGGGGAUCGAAGUUAUCCUAUUUAUAUCGGACCUGGUCUUCUUGAUCAACCUGAACUUCUUCAAAGGCAUGUGCACGGAAAGAGGGUUCUUGUGGUUACAAACACCACUGUUGCACCUUUGUAUUUGGAUAAAGUUAUCAAUGCUUUAACUAAAGAUAACCCGAACGUAUCAGUAGAAACUGUGAUUUUACCGGAUGGAGAGCAGUAUAAGGACAUGGAUACUCUAAUGAAAGUCUUUGACAAAGCUAUUGAGUCAAGGUUGGAUAGACGGUCCACAUUUGUGGCCCUUGGAGGUGGUGUGAUUGGCGAUAUGUGUGGAUUUGCUGCAGCUUCUUUCCUGCGUGGAGUUAACUUCAUUCAAAUUCCAACUACUGUUAUGGCCCAGGUGGAUUCUUCAGUGGGUGGAAAGACUGGCAUAAACCAUCCGCUGGGAAAAAACUUGAUUGGGGCUUUUUACCAACCUCAAUGUGUACUUGUUGACACUGACACAUUAGACACACUGCCUGACAGAGAAUUGGCAUCUGGGCUCGCUGAGGUAAUAAAAUAUGGUCUUAUUAGGGAUGCUGAGUUCUUUGAGUGGCAAGAGAAGAACAUGGAUGCAUUGAUGGCAAGGGAUCAUGUUGCCUUUGCAUAUGCAAUAAAACGCUCCUGUGAAAACAAGGCUGAGGUUGUAUCUUUGGAUGAGAAGGAAGGUGGACUGAGAGCAACAUUAAACUUAGGUCACACUUUUGGACAUGCAAUAGAAACAGGAUUUGGCUAUGGCCACUGGCUUCAUGGAGAAGCGGUUGCAGUUGGAAUGGUCAUGGCUGUUGACAUGUCACACCGUCUUGGUUGGAUAGAUGAAUCACUAGUUGGGCGUGUUCAUAACAUCUUAAAAAAGGCUAAGCUACCUAUUGCACCUCCUGAAAGCAUGACUGUCGAAAUGUUCAAGUCCAUUAUGUCGGUCGAUAAGAAGGUAGCUGAUGGUGUGUUGAGGCUCAUCCUUUUGAAAGGUCCCCUUGGAAACUGUGUAUUUACCUCAGAUUACGAUAAAAAAGCACUGGACGAAACUCUGCGUGCCUUUUCCAAGUCCUGAUUCGUGAUAUUAGUAUAUACCCACUAUUCUUUUUGUAACCAGUGGAUUGUCAAGCAACCAUACCAUAAAAAGUGUAUCAACUCAACUAUAUGAAUCAUUUGUUGUUUUUAUGUGUAGAAACGGAAAUAGUUUCUGUUGUGAGAUGAAAUACCUGAUAGAGUGAUGAUAGAUACACGAUGUAAUAUAACCCUAAUAAUUAUCAAGUAGAAGUUCUCGAAUUAGCAUUUUUCCUUAUGGGAAGCUUCUCCA